AUGGGAAACUCUGGACAUAGUCAGACUAAUACUGGUCUUGAGUCUGUUAUUGCGGGUGUUGUGGCCGGUUGCGUCACCCGCUCCUGCACAUCGCCUUUGGACGUGCUCAAGAUUGUGAUACAGGUCAAUGGUCCGUUGUCUCCAAAAUCCGUGACAGCAACCAGCAGUAUCACCACCGAUGCCUCCGUUUCUACACCGUCUGCUUUCGUAGCCAGACGCACCGUUGCAGUGCGUUCAUCGGCUUCAUCCGCCAUUGCUCGCACUGUUCGCGAGUUGUAUGCGUUGGAUGGCGUGCGAGCUUUCUGGCGUGGCAAUAGCGCAGGUUGCUGUCGUCUUGGGCCUUACGCUGGUCUUAAGUUCUACCUUUUCGACACCUUGCAAGCACACUUUGUUGCUCGAGAGUGUCGUGAUCUUAGCAACUGGCAGAGUGCUCUAUGUGGCGCCGCAGCCGGUCUCCUUGCCACUAUGGGCACCUACCCUCUUGAGGUGGUGCGCACCCGCAUGAUCUUACAGACCGCGAAUCCGGCCGUUGCUAACAGUGAGAUUUACGGUGUAUUGCAAGGAGUACGUUUAAUAUUCGAACGAGAAGGGCUACGCGGUCUGUAUCGAGGUGGUUGGUCCGGCGUUGCUGGUGCUAUUCCAUUUGAAGGCGUCCAGUUUGGCUGCUAUGAAUACUUAAAGAGGAAAGCCAUUCAUCAUCAGUGGCCUGCCUACCGCUGGCCCAAGGGUAAGACCGAAAUGAACGGGAUGGACUACUUUGUUUGUGGCAGUGUUGCCGGUGCGAUAGCUCAGACGGUGGCUUAUCCGUUUGAUACUGUAAAAAAGCGAUUACAGUCGCAGCAGGUGAAUCUCAAUGUGUCGAGUAUGGGUCCACUGUGUGCGGAAGGGGGCAAUCCUUCGACGUUGUACUAUCGCGGAAUGGUAGAUUGCUUUCGUAAGGUUAUUCGAGACGAAGGUCCACUGGCACUGUACCGUGGCACGGGCCCUAAUCUUGCUCGUAUUGUGCCAUACGCCGCUGUCAUGUUCUCGACGUACGAAACAACGAAAAAAGCAUUGCGUGUGUUGAGCAGCCGCGAUUAA
Molecule: messenger RNA, 1080 nt
Organism: Plasmopara halstedii
Lineage: Eukaryota; Oomycota; Peronosporomycetes; Peronosporales; Peronosporaceae
Product: mitochondrial carrier family
Exons: 1
Coding region: 1-1080 (359 amino acids)
Biological process (GO): transmembrane transport
Source: RefSeq, a predicted model, not a curated record